CGCGGCAGUUGGGGCGAGUUAGUUCUAGCAGCGGGGGUCCUCGAACCCAGCGGAGAGUUUGUGGGCUGGGUCUCUUAACGUUCUCGCUGGCCAGCCACAGCCUGCCCGGAGUUGGACUACAUUUCCCAGAGCCACCGCGUCCCAAACGCGGCUUCAUUUCCGUUUGUUCGCGCGACUUGGGGACCUCGCGUGGGGAGAGGGCUGCGUCUGAGGGAGAGUUUGGCCUGGCUACUGCAGGGCGGGCGAACCCGAAACCGGGCUGGGAUCCCGGGCACCAGGUCCUGGACCCUGAACUGCACCCUCUGUCGAGCGCCCAGAGGAAGAAAGAAUGGUUGUUAUACAAUCAGAAGCAAGCUCCAAGUACUGCCUUUUCCAGACUCUGUGCUUCUCUAAGAUAGGAACCCAGAAGAUGAUUGAUCAUUUCUUGCAGCUUAUUAUGUUUGUGUUUCAGAGAUCAGUGAUGUUCAGGGAUGUUGCCAUUGACUUCUCUCAGGAAGAGUGGGAAUGCCUGGACUCUGCUCAAAGGGAUUUGUAUAGAGAUGUGAUGUUGGAGAACUAUAGUAACUUGGUGUCACUAGACUUGCCUUCAAGGGGUGCAAACAAGGACUUAACUCCAAAAGAGGAUACUUAUGAAACAGAAUUAUCCCAAUGGGAAAUGAGUGCCAGGCUUGAAAACUGUGAUCUUGAGGAGUCCAAUUCCAGAGAUUAUUUGGAAGUCAAAGGCACAUUGGAAAAGCAACAAGAAAAUCAGGAGGAAUAUUUCAGUCAAGGGAUGAUCAUAUAUGAAAAAAUGUCUAUUUUCAAUCAGCAUACUUACUUAUCUCAACUUCCCAGGUGUCAUUCUACUGAGAAACCCUAUAAAUGUAAGGAAUGUGGGAAGGCUUUUAGACGAGCUUCACACCUAACUCAACAUCAGAGUAUUCAUACUGGUGAAAAACCCUAUGAAUGUAAGCAAUGUGGGAAGGCCUUUAGUCGUGAUUCACAACUCAGUCUUCAUCAGAGACUUCAUACUGGUGAGAAACCCUAUGCAUGCAAGGAAUGUGGGAAAGCCUUUACUCAGAGCUCACAACUUAUUUUACAUCAUAGGAUUCAUACUGGUGAAAAACCAUAUAAAUGUGAAGAAUGUGGGAAAGCCUUUAUUCGAAGCUCACAACUCACCCGACAUCAAAAAGUCCAUACUGGGGAGAAACCUUAUGAAUGUAAAGAAUGUGGGAAGGCCUUUACUCAGAACUCACAACUUACUCUGCACCAGAGACUUCAUACUGGUGAGAAACUCUAUGAAUGUAAAGAAUGUAGAAAGGUCUUUACGCAGCUCUCACAACUUAUUCUUCAUAAGAGAAUUCAUACCGGUGAAAAACCCUAUGAAUGUAAGGAAUGUGGCAAAGCUUUUAUUUGUGGCUCACAGCUUUCUCAACAUCAGAAAAUUCAUAAUGGGGAAAAGCCAUACGAAUGUCAGGAAUGUGGAAAAGCUUUUAUUCGUGGCUCAUUACUUAUGCAACAUCAGAGGAUUCAUACUGGUGAAAAACCCUAUAAAUGUGAAGAAUGCGGGAAGGCCUUUAUCCGUGGCUCACAACUUACUCAACACCAGAGAAUUCAUACCAAUGAGAAGCCCUAUGAAUGUAAGGAAUGUGGAAAGACCUUUAGUCAUGGCUCACAACUUACUCAACAUCAGAGGAUUCAUACUGGCGAGAAACCCUAUCAGUGUAAGGAAUGUGGAAAGGCCUUUAAUCGUGGCUCCCUCCUUACUCGACAUCAAAGGAUUCAUACUGGUGAAAAACCCUAUGAAUGUAAAGAAUGUGGAAAGACCUUUAGUCGUGGCUCAGAACUUACUCAACAUGAGAGAAUUCACACUGGUGAGAAACCCUAUGAGUGUAAGGAAUGUGGGAAGUCUUUUAUUCGUGGCUCACAGCUUACUCAACAUCAGAGAAUUCAUACUGGUGAGAAACCCUAUGAAUGUAAAGAAUGUAGAAUGGCCUUUACGCAGAGUUCACAUCUUUCUCAACAUCAGAGACUUCACACUGGUGAGAAACCCUACAUAUGUAAUGAAUGUGGGAAGGCCUUUGCUCGUGGCUUACUACUUAUACAGCAUCAGAGAAUUCAUACAGUUCUAGAUCAAGAUGGAGUAUAAAGAAAUAUCAAACUGUGGUAGAAGAGUAACUGCAAGAUGUAAAAGAACUCUGAAGAGUACCCAAAGGCUGAGCAAGAAUAUCAAAGAAAAGAUAAAUUUUGAAGGUGGGCCCCAUCUCUAACUCUGGGGUUCAGUUCAAGUUUCACAGAAGGUGUGGUUUCAGCCCACUGGAUGGUGGAGAAUUUGGGUGGGUUUCCAGGGCCAGAGCUGAUCUAUAGUCAUCGAACAAACAGGAAACAAUCCUUUGGGACACAACUGAAUUGCAAAUGGUAUAGUUGAGGUACUGGUACAAGGUUUGGAGAACACGGUGUCUGCAUUGAAAGGGUCAUGGGAAACUGCCGAGGCAUAAGUGACCCACAGCUUGUGUGUGGGCACCUAGGGAGAGUCAGAAGCUGCUGUGGCCCAAGGACUACAGUUCACAUUAUCUGCAUCAGGAAGUUAGUCUGUUGACCUUGGCUGGGCUGCAGAGUUCCAAGAGACUAUAUGCUCUCUAGGUACAUGGCUGGGGCAAAACAGCACUGAAUGUUCUCACAUACCUGCACUACUAAACAGUCAUACAGGAGGAGCAAGAAAAAGCAAAACACUGCACACCAGGUCCAGUAAGAGAAGCCUAUUGAAAAGCUCAACAUCAUGCUCACUCUAAAGGAGAAAAUGCUUAGAAGCCAGUCCAUUAUAGUACAGCAGGUACUGAAAGUUAAAUUUGGAGCUGUGAGGCAAUAAAUUGAUAACUGGCACAAGGGUGGAUGAAUAUCUUCAAAAUGCAAACUCCUUUCAGUCAGAAAAACAAAUAAGUGAGUUGAAAAUUGUAGAAAUCCAUACGCAUUUUACAGAAAAGAAAACCUAAAUUAUCAAUAAACAUAAGAAAAAUUGUUCCUCCUCAUUAGUAAUCAGGGAUGUGAACCAGAACUACACAGACACCAGCUCACAAAUGUCUAUUGGCAAAAAUAAAGUUGGCAAGUAUCAAGAGUUGGUGAGGAUUUGGAGAAAUGGUAAUUUCAUCUGCUGGUGAGAGUGAAAAUCAUAACUACUUUGGAAACAUAGGCAAUACCUAUUAGCUUUAAAGAUGCAUAUGCCCAAUGACUUAGUAUAUAGACAUAUUAAGCAUAUAGAUAUAGAAUAGAUAUAUCCCCUAUAGAAAACUUACACAGAUAUACCAGAAUAUAAAUACAAAUAUGGUCCUAGUGACAUUGUUCGUUUUACUUUUAUUCAGUCUUAGAACUAUAUAAUUAAAUGUUUAUAGAACAUUCCACCCACUAACAGCAGAAUAUACAUUCUUUUAAGGACUCAUAGAGCAUUCACCAAGAUAGAUUGUAUGCUGGGUCAUAAAACAAACAUCAACAGAUUUAAAAGAAUUGAAAUCAUAUAGAUAUGUUCUCUGACCAUAAUGGAAUCAAACUAGAAUUAAUAAAAACAAUAAGAAAACAUCAAACACUUGGAAAUUAAUCCACACACUUAAAUAAUUCAUGGGUCAAAGAGGAAGUUUCAAGGGAAAUAAAAAAUGUAUUGAACCGUAAAAUUGAAAGUCCACAAAUAUUCGUAACAGCCUUGUUUGAAAUAGGCAAAAACUGAAAGUAAUUCAGAUGUCCUUUAGCAAGUGACUGGUUAAAAAAAACAUGGUACAUCCACACCAUGGAAUAAUAAUCAGCAAUUAAAACUUUAAAACAAAGAAUGAACUAUUAACACACACAGCAACUUGGAU
Molecule: messenger RNA, 3827 nt
Organism: Orcinus orca (killer whale)
Lineage: Eukaryota; Metazoa; Chordata; Mammalia; Artiodactyla; Delphinidae
Product: zinc finger protein 420
Exons: 6
Coding region: 329-2128 (599 amino acids)
Biological process (GO): negative regulation of transcription by RNA polymerase II
Molecular function (GO): DNA-binding transcription repressor activity, RNA polymerase II-specific
Source: RefSeq, a predicted model, not a curated record